AGCUGUCCGAUCCACAAAACGUGUUCUUCUUCUUCACUGCUAUUAGAGCCAUCAUUGUAUUGAACACAUCAAUCUGUGCCUAGUUCUGCUGAAUGAUCCCAUCACAUCUACCCCAUCAAGUGUCAUCUGACCUUCCAAAGAGGACAGUGAGGACUUGUGUCCUAUAUUUAUAACUUACUGGGUAUAUGCCAACAUGGACCAGCCACCAUCCAUGUAUGUGGAGUGCAGGGGUCAUGAUGCAGCCCACAGGGUCUUUGUGAACAGAAGUCUAGCCAUGGAAAAAAUCAAGUGCUUCGGAUUUGAUAUGGAUUAUACACUUGCUGUAUACAAGUCUCCAGAAUAUGAAUCUCUUGGUUUUGACCUGACAGUUGAAAGAUUGGUGUCUAUCGGUUAUCCUCAAGAACUUCUAAGUUUUGUCUAUGAUCCAACGUUCCCCACCAGAGGUUUGGUGUUUGAUACAAUUUAUGGAAAUCUCUUGAAAGUUGAUUCCUAUGGCAAUAUUCUUGUUUGUGCACAUGGUUUUAACUUCAUGAGAGGACCUGAAAUAAGGGAACAGUACCCAAAUAAAUUUAUCCAGAGAGAUGACACAGAACGCUUUUACAUUCUCAAUACCCUGUUCAAUUUACCAGAAACCUACCUACUGGCCUGCCUGGUAGAUUUCUUCACUAACUGCGACAGAUACACGAGCUGUGAAAAGGGAUUUAAAGAUGGAGAUCUGUUCAUGUCAUUCCGGAGCAUGUUCCAGGAUGUCAGAGAUGCUGUUGAUUGGGUUCAUUAUAAGGGAUCUCUUAAGGAGAAGACCGUGGAGAACUUCCCGAAGUAUGUUGUGAAAGAUUCCAAACUGCCUCUCCUGCUGAGUCGUAUGAAUGAAGUGGGGAAGAUUUUUCUGGUCACCAACAGCGACUAUAAAUAUACUCACAAAAUAAUGACUUACCUGUUUGACUUCUCUCAUGGACCAAAGCCUGGGACCCUACAUCGGCCAUGGCAGUCUUAUUUUGACUUAAUAUUAGUGGAUGCACGGAAACCACUGUUUUUUGGGGAAGGAACUGUGCUCAGACAAGUGGAUACAAGCACUGGCAAGCUUAAAAUUGGGACCUACACAGGACCAUUGCAGCAUGGAAUUGUCUAUUCAGGAGGCUCUUCAGACACUGUGUGUGACCUGUUAGGCGCUAAAGGGAAAGAUAUACUGUAUAUUGGAGAUCACAUCUUUGGUGAUAUUUUGAAGUCCAAAAAGCGUCAGGGGUGGAGGACGUUCUUGGUCAUCCCGGAGCUGGCACAGGAGCUUCACGUUUGGACAGACAAAAGCUCACUUUUUGAGGAGCUUCAGAGCUUGGAUAUCUUCUUGGCAGAACUGUACAAACACCUGGACAGUAGCAGUAAUGAGAGGCCAGACAUCAGCUCCAUCCAGAGGCGAAUUAAGAAAGUCACUCAUGACAUGGACAUGUGCUAUGGGAUGAUGGGAAGCCUUUUCCGCAGUGGAUCCCGUCAGACAUUGUUUGCCAGUCAGGUUAUGCGAUAUGCAGAUCUGUAUGCAGCCUCCUUCAUCAAUCUCUUGUAUUAUCCAUUCAGCUAUCUCUUCAGAGCAGCACAUGUCUUGAUGCCCCAUGAAUCUACCGUGGAGCAUAUUCAUGUAGAUGUUAAUGAAUCUGAAUCCCCACUGGCAACGAGAAACCGCAGUUCCCUCGACUACAAAGACUCUGAAUUCAAGCGGCAUCAUUUGACUCGCUCCAUCAGUGAGAUCAAACCUCCCAACCUCUUCCCACUGACCCCACAGGAGAUUACACACUGCCACGAUGAGGAUGAUGAUGAGGAGGAAGAGGAGGAGGAAGAAGAGUAAAAUCCUGCAAGACAAGCAUUAUCCUAAACAGGAUAAAAUAUCCCCACAAGUCACUAAUAUUUUACAAAGAAACAUUUCCUUCCAUGAGAGAAUUUUCCAUUCACAAACAGAAAGAAACAUACAUUUUUCUCUGGAUUUAAUUUCCUUUUGGUUUUUCCCGUCCAAAGUUCUGAAUGCAAGUUGGCAUUUGCACUCUCUUCCUCCAGGUCGUACAUUUCUGUCAGAAAGUUCCAUGGACCUCUUCUGUGAGAGAUGUGGCACAGUAUUUACUACAUUCUGUUUUCUAUUGUAGUUUUUAUACUUCCAAAACCAUCCCGCAAUGUGUUGUCUGCAGAGCUGAUGGAUAAUGAGGCACGCAGCUCCUUUGAGCACAUAGGUUUUGUAUAUUACAGAUCAGCACCUUCUCUAUUGGUGCUGUAGCUAAAGAAUUAUUUAGCACGGGCAGUGGAGCGCUUGAUGCGUUCCAUUUCGGUUACCAGUUAAUGGUUCUCUUACAUGACGUCCGUUCAGAUAUGUUGGGGAUUUGCUGUGUUUCUCUGAUCUGGUAAUGAUGUGAGCGCCCCCUAGUGGACAUCAAUAUCCUGCCAAAGUUUAAUGGACAAGAUUGCCAAGGGCACCUAUGCUCUUAUGCAGUGAUUGUCAGAUUUUCCAGUAUAGUGCUUGUUUUGCAACUUGUCACUAAAUGUGCUGCAGUGGACUCGACCCUUUUAUGUUUCUAGAAAGGAUUGAUUUAAAAGGGACUUUGCAUCAAAAUAUAAGCUCUGCUUAUUCUUGUGUGCCCCAGCUCUCUAUGUAAUAAGAUGACAAAAAAAAAAACCUGAUAAAAACUGAAUUGCCUUAUCGCACCAUAUAUUUCACCCUUAGUACUUAGAAGGGGGUGAUGUCUUGGUCCCUCCUGUGAGAUCCUGGGAAAGUUGGGGAUCACAGAUCUCAAGAGAAUGUUCUGGCAGAUUUCUAAUCCUUUCCUUUCUCAGGAUUCUGCCAAAUGUUGCCCACAUUUAGGCCUCACAGGCAGAACAGUUGUAAGAUAGGUAUUAAUUCUUUAAAACAUUCAAGUCCACAUUUUUACAUAGGUGGGCAUAGAUCUAAGGCAUAGCCAUUCUGAUGCAGGGUUUGCAACCAGUCAGAUUUCCUCUUUUCUCAGUGGAUAGCAGACUGUAAAAAAGUGUCUUCUGAAUGGCUGAUUGGGUUACACUGCUUUUUCAUUCUUAUAGUUUACUGAUUCCUGGUGAAUUGAUAAAAAGUUAAAUUCACACAUGGCUGCCUUCACUGUAUUUGUAAUUCAAGCUUGCACAGUGUUGCAAAGUGUAAGUUUUUUUUGCUGUGAUUUUUAUUUUUUAAUAUCCAAAAAUCACCUAUUGGGUGAGCAUUUGUGGCCUCAUAGACCACUGCUUUCAAAUGCAUUGCUUUGUAUUGCUCUGGAAAUACUGUAAGGGUUGACAAUAUUGUUUUAGCUAGUGCUUUUCUUUCGUGUUUAGCGAUAUAUACAGUGUUGUUACAAAGUUUUCUAACUAGAGGAGCACAACACAGGAUAGCACAAUGCUGCACAUUUGUGUUUGUCGUGUAUCUGAUCACUCAUUUAUUGCGUGUUCAUUCCCUCCAUGAUAGAAGGGAAGGCAGCUUUAUGUAUAUUGCAGCAUGGGCAUCUCCAUUUGUCACAUCUAUGCUUUACAUUAGGCGGUACACACAGGGUUGUCAUUUCAUCCUGCUAAUGUUGUUUCUUAGCAGGUGCAGACAUUGAGGUGCAUGAUAAGAAAAUGGUGACAACCAGUGUCUGGUUGUCUGUCUCUGUGCUGUGCAUUGUAAGCACUUCACGCCAAGAAGCAACAUUUGAAAGCUGGAUUAAAGGACCAAUACACCUACAAUACAGUUUGCCUUAUAUAAAAGAACUGCUCAUAAGAUUCACAAAUAUGUAUGUAAGAAUGUAGAUAUUUACUUAAAAUGAACACGUGUUUUACACAUGGAGAGCAGAGCAACAUGUUCACUUUGUUAAAGCCCUCCACAGCAUAUACUUCUAUUCCUUUGGCUCCAUCACUACUCCAUUCAACCACCAGAAGUGAAAGAAAAGCUCUAUGUAUACUACAAGUUUAUCGAGUGGAAGCUUACAAAGGGGCCCAGUUCUGUAACAUGCUCCUCCACGCUCGGAAGUAACUGUUUUCUUUGGCUCCCGAAGCUGAUUGGAAUGGAGGGGAGAUGCAAGUAAAUGCUGCUGGGAGGGUGGGGGGUGAGGGGUCAAGCAAACCUGUUUAGCCCUGAAUAGGAAAAGGCAUACGUUUGUAGUAAGGAAUUAAAAAUGGUAUUUACGGUUAAGGAACCUCUGAUUUAUCUAUCAUUUAUUUAUUCUUUUCUGGUUGACAUGUUUCUUAAUAGUGUAACAGGAAGUCGGCCAUUUUUAUCAAAACCCCCUUUCUCUUCAGUACCUACACUAAGCGUGGAAGGACCAGAUCCUCUGGCAGGUUUUUACAUUGGGGAGAUCCUUCACUUUCUGUCCCAAUGAUACCCAGGUCAUCUCCCGGAGCUGAACAGGUUAUCCCUUUUUAUAAAAUCCUAUGGAGAAUAUGCUAGGAAGCCAGUGACACCAUCACCAGCCCCCUAGUGCAUUUUCCCAAGAAACAUAUGAAGAAUGCACUGGAGAAAAAUGGAGUUCAGAUCACCCCAUUAUCCUGCUUUUCAGUGAAGGGGAAAUCCUCUCAGUGGGAAAAACCUGACAGGGGAUCCAACCUUUUACUCAGAAGAGAUAUUUAGCGUUCAGAUUUAAAAUCAACCAAGAUCAGAGAUCGUAAACUGGAAAA
Rana temporaria (common frog) is the source of this 4629-nucleotide messenger RNA. RefSeq names its product 5'-nucleotidase, cytosolic II (gene NT5C2). Gene Ontology annotation, biological process: IMP metabolic process; adenosine metabolic process. Gene Ontology annotation, molecular function: 5'-nucleotidase activity. The coding region runs from base 194 to 1837 and encodes 547 amino acids. The transcript has 17 exons. Lineage: Eukaryota; Metazoa; Chordata; Amphibia; Anura; Ranidae. The record is from RefSeq and is a predicted model, not a curated record.